AUGUCAGGCACAUCUCAGCCGUCGAACCCAUAUGGGCAGCUGCCGUUUGAUAACACAGACCCUCCCACAAAGCCUGCUCCGACCACCCUGACCAGCUCCAUGCUUGGCAAGGAUUCAAUUAAUGGAUGGGAUGUGCUGGUUUCGUAUGACGAAGUGACGCUCAACACACUCCUAAGCAACCAAGCCCAGGCUCUCAAUAUCAGUGCUCCUUUGACCUGGUCGGAGCCAUACACGAAUGACUUUACCGGAGCUAUAUCGACGCUCUACUAUACGGACUCGAACACGUCUUCCACCGUCACCCUGCCGAGCGGUCUGACCUGCGUCGUCGCCACCAAUCUCAUCAACGUCUCCGGAACAUGGGACGCGACCGGCUGGAAUACUGAUGCUUCGGACUCACAGGACUCCAAUAGCGGCAACACCGUCGUCCUUUUGGAGCCCCACACCAGUGCCACCUCUGGUGUCUGUAUCGACUUCCGCCAACCCCAGGCAACCCUCAAUCUGGCGCCAGGAACCUCUAUCGUCAGCGAUCCAUCGUCGCUGCUAGACCCCACCGUCGUGACGGCGUUCCUGCAGGACCAGAUCAAGGCGCACUUUUCCAGCUGUGGCCUCAACGUCUGUCUCGCGGCCAUCACUAACAACUCUGCCGUUGACAACAGCACCGAAGAUGUUUUGCAGCCCGCCGAGUUCUGCUUCACCGUUGCCAAGGGAGCCUUGAUGAUGUGGAUCGGCCUCCAGGGCGGGCCCAACACGGGCACUCGUCCGUCAGGCCAGAUGGCUCAGCCGCUGGUCUUCAGUCCAAGUGGCCCCGGGUCCGAGAUUCCGUCCAUUCCCCUGGGACGCCAUGCCAGCGUCAUCUUCAGUCACGAUACCAUGGCCAACUUGUUCCUUGUUCCUGCUCUGACGGCAAACGUCAUGGCCCCUGCCAAGCCCGGCGGCUCACCCACCCCAGUGUUCAAGACGGUAACGUGCACCUCAACAGCCGGAACCCCUGGGAUGAAUUUCUCCCUGGAUUUCAACUCUAGCCCGACCACGGUUGCUGAAGACUCAGACGAUGAGGUGUUUUCCAACUCCUGUUACGAUGGCUGCACCGUCGACCUGGACGAGAACGCCGCCACUCUGACCAUUGACGGCAACCAACGCCCGGUGGUCGGUAAGAGUCCUGCGUUCGCCUUUACUUGGGAAAGCGACACCAAGCACGUGACCUGGGGGUCCAGCGCGAUGUUCGGCGGUAGCGAAGGAGGGGACUGCUACCUCACAUUCCACUGGAGCGGAACAGGUCAGUGGCAAGGAGCCAUUGAUGCGACACGUCUUGACCAACUCGCCGUCAUCUUGGACUUAGACCCGACGUUUAGCACGGCUGAAACAGGCACAACAUCCAUCAACGGGCUUUUUCCCUCGAGUGGUGUCCCCUCGGAAUACCAGGGUCUCGCGCCCGACGCUCCCUCGCUGAAUAUCACACUGGAGCCGCUCAACUACUUGCUCACCACCAGCCUGCUCCUACCGGGGCAGUACGAGUUCCUCGCUGACUACCCAGUUGCGGCCUCGACCUCGGUCCAAGCAGGAAUUGCCACGCCUCGGGACACCAUCUUGACUGGCAACAUCGCGCCGAAAGGCACACCGCUGCCUACAGCACCUGGACCUCAAUUUCUCGGUCCGUACCUCAUCAACUUUGAGUCUCUGACAUCUUCACCUGCCGCCGUUCCCGGCGCUCUGGACUCGAUCCCAACGUCAACCCCGGUAUCGGCGGCAGUGGCAGCACAAGCCUCAACCUCAGGAUCGGGAACCGAUCCAACGCCCCCGACCCUGGACGACUUCAAGAAUGCUCUCCUCUCCUUCCCUCGGUGCAACAUGCUUGGCGACCUUCUGACUUCGACGCUGGUAGAACCGCCAACGCUGUCGGCGACCGAUCUCCUCACCAAGUACGGUUUCGAAAAUCUUGUUGGUACCGACUUGCUCUCUCUUUGGGACACGAGCCUGGAUCAACUUCUCAGUGAGCCGGCCUCCGCACCUCCGUCCCCGACAACAUCGACCCCGACGCCGGCGCCGGCGCUGGUGCCGAGCCCCCAAUCUGUAGAUCUCCGUCUAUAUGCCGGCUACUAUGUCGUCUCCUCGCCUCCUAGCGCCGCUGGGGAGCAGUUUGUCGUUGACCCCGUCACCGGCCACAUCAAAAUGGGAGCCGAAACCGCCGUCCCACGACAGACAUUCGACACGUCGACCAACCAAGUCAUGGUCACCUGGCAGUUCCAGGGAACGACCUUCUCGGCAGCCUUCAGCGUGGUCAUCACCCCUGAUAAGUUGCAAGUGGGGACAUGCUGCAUCGGCGCCACCACAGCGGCCUCUCAGUCUGUCGCCACGACAUCGCCGACGACAUCACUCGCAGUAUCGCUGGCGGCCGGGGCGACUCUGGAAGCUAGUCAAGCGCAAACCCCCGUGCCUACACCCACGCCCACGCCUAUGCCUACGCCUACGCCCUUUGCGGCCUACCUCAAGGGCUUUCCCGUACCCGGCCCCCCACAACCCAUGAUCCUCAUGAUGUCCAACAACGGCACCAACACAACCGACCCGUCCUCGUCCUCGACCUCCUCUUCCGCCCUUGAUCAAGCCAACGCAUGGGCACCCCUAACCGCAUAUAUCAGCGUUGUUCUCGUGGCGCUCACUCUGUACCAGACGUGGAAGCAAACCCAAAUCCAAACCAAAGUCGCCACCAGCGAGGAAGUCAAAAAGCGAGAUGCCGAAAUCGCGCUACUGAAUGCGAACAACAAAGCCUUGCAGGCGGCAAAGGACAAAGUCGACAAUUGGGUGGAAGAGCAGCUCACUCAGGAGACAAAGAAGUUCUACCAGGGCUCUGCGCGUGCUGUAGAGCGGGAGACAGCCAUGAGUCAACUCGUCACGAAGAUUACGGCGGCGGCGACCCAGAGAUUGGAUGCCUUCCUGGUCACGAAUGAUCCAAACAAGACGGGGAAGUGGUUGACUGAUCCCGCCGUUGUGGCGGAUGCGAAGAUGAAGAUUAUCGCUGCAACAAAGGAGGCGCUCCCGGCCAGUGCAACCGAGGCUCUAGGGCCGUUGACGGAGGUUGUCAUCCAAGAUGCAUUGGACAAUUCGCCCUUGAAGGGGCUGUUGGGUGCCGUUGAUGUGACGAGGAUUCAGGCAGCGGUCAAGGGUAAGGAGAUUGAUCGGGUGGUGGGCAAUCUGCAGGACCACGGGGGUCCAAACAGCGCACCGUUUAGCGAGUUGGUCGGGUUGAAGGUCUUGAGCCAGAAGAUAUCGGUGUUAGGGGCCACUUCAUUGACGGCAUUGCAGGGCGAGCUGACGACCUUGCAGACUGGAUUUGCCACGGCGGGGGAGCAGGUAUCCGUGCAAGAGACCGUGGUGAAGCAGGCGGAGGUCGCCGCGGAACAAGCGAAGGGUCAACAGGGGGAAGAAGCGGCGCAGAAAGCAUAUACUGCCGCUAACGAAAAGCUGGGCCAAUUGCAGAAGGACGUCGAGGCUACACAGAAAGCGUUGAGUGACAACCAGCAGCAGACAGCGGAUACCACGAAGGCGAUGAAAGACAGUGAAGGCGAAGAAUCGCGGCUGGGUGGGGAGGUAGACAAGAAGACAGUCGAGGCGUUGAAGUAG
Messenger RNA from Fusarium vanettenii 77-13-4, 3618 nucleotides. RefSeq lists its product as uncharacterized. Lineage: Eukaryota; Fungi; Ascomycota; Sordariomycetes; Hypocreales; Nectriaceae. The coding region runs from base 1 to 3618 and encodes 1205 amino acids. The transcript is spliced from 3 exons. The record is from RefSeq and is a predicted model, not a curated record.